This is a messenger RNA of Chara braunii, 2488 nucleotides long. Lineage: Eukaryota; Viridiplantae; Streptophyta; Charophyceae; Charales; Characeae. The record is from the annotation of a GenBank genome assembly.
UGCCGUCCACUGCUUAGCGGGUGCAGAGGUGGAUGGCGGACGAGGGGAUACGGGACACGAGAGUGCCCGCGGGUGGCCAGCGACAGCGGACGGACGAUGAAGAGAGGGACGACAUUCAGGACGCCCUCGAUGAGGAGGAGGGCCGCGAGGGUGGGGCCAGGGAGGGGGGGGUGGGAGACGAGGCAGAUGAGGCAGUCGGAGAGCCUGACCUGCCAGGGGAGGAGGUGGUGAUGACAUCGAGAGGCGUCGGUCGAGUGGGUCCCACUCCUAGGGCACCGCGACCUGAGUUGGAGCGCGCGAGGAGGGAGAAGAGGACAGUGGGGCAAGCUGACGUCAAGGUGCGCGACACGGGCUGGGAGAAGAGGGCUCGGCAAACGACGAUUGACGAAAUGUACGCCAAGGAGAAGUUGGCCAAAUUCACAGACGCGUGGCUGCAGUGGAUCUACGUGAAGGGGUUGCCAUUCAACGCCUUCCGCGGUCCGGAGUUCCAGAGGGUGCGGCAGACGGCAGAGAGAGUGCCUCGCAGUGUCCAGUUCCGGUUUCCCUCGUUCAGGGUUACAGCGGGCGCCGGUAUUCCUUCGCAGAAGGUGAAGGUGGUGACGAUGGUGAGCAAGGUGCGCGUCGCUUUCCGGCACAGCGGUGCCACCAUCCUCUCCGACGGGAGGAAGUCACGUAGCGGCAAGCCACUCGUGAACUUCCUCGCAGGGGGCGCUAACGGCGCCCUGCUCUACGCCACCGUCGCACGUGACGGGUCGGACCGAGACACAGCGGACAUCGUGUACCGCCGACGGGACGCGUUGGAGUCUUGGAGAGCAUAUUGCACGGGGAUGCUUGGGCACGAGGGACAAGGUGCCACCGUGUGUGGCAGAGGAGAGGGUGGACCUGGUGGAGAUGGGGAUACCGCGGGUGUCGGGGGAGACGAUGGACCGGACGGAGAUUAUGACAACGACCACGGUCCCGAGGACGAUGCGUAUAGGCUCGCCUUGGUGUUGAGGGACCCCACAGUACCUCCCUUGCGCCCUGUCGACACAGCGCACACUUUCUUCGACGUCGACGCUUUGGCGCAAGCAUUGACGGAUGACCCUUUCGCACACAUGAGCCGCAAGAGCGGCAAGAGGCGGGCCCUUGGGAGGGUAUAUUCACCGCCGUCGUUCGUGGUGGAGAGCCCUUACUGGUCGGGUUCGUCGCUCAUCGGCGUGAGAGGGAGGGAGUCCAGAGCGGGUGAGGUGGGGUCCGGCAGACGCAGCGACGGCGGCAGAGACAGUGCAGGAUCGAUGCCUCCACCGCCCGCACGGACUUCGGAGGUCGGGGUUAACGUCGGGGACCAGACGGCGGCACCUGGAGUUGCGCACAGUGGCGGUUCCCCGCCGACAGUCCGAGGUGGUGUGGGUGGCGGAUGGUCAGCUGUUCGUCGGGUCGGGGACCGGUUGCGGGCGAAUUACGACGUCGGGAGGGGCGUCUUCACGGGACGUACGCCAGUUCAGACGCAGGCUGCGGAGGGUGGGUCCGGACGUCCGAGCCUGGAGAUGGCAGGCCGCAUGCUCGGUUUGUCACGAGUGGAGACGAGGAGAUCAUUGGUCCUUGAGGCCGCAGGGACAUCCACGGACAUGCUGCGGGGAGAGCAGUUCACAUCGGGCGAGGAGGGGUUGUUCAUGCAUCCCGGGAGGAGACAACAGUGUGACCUGUCGGAGGUUGAGGCUCGACUCGCGGCAGGGGUCGCCGCUGGCCAGGCAGCAUUGGACGCGAUUCAAAGGGAGAGAGAGACGGGGAUUGUUGCACGGGCGGCGGAGGACGAGGACGCAGACACAGAGUCCGAGACGAUCGAGACCACGGCUCGCAGACACAGGGCACAGGUGGCCGCGGGAGCCGCUGCAGCACAGGCGGCAUACCUCAGCGGAGCACGGGGCACAGGUGCCGGAGGGAGAGGAGGGCGACGGGGAGGACUGCAUGGCCGCCCCUUGGACGGACGAAGACGUAAGAACUUGGAGGAGGCACUUCGACGGCCUGGUCUUCGGUAUACCGAUGGGGAACGGGGGAAAUUGUACAUCAUCAACGAUAUCAAGCGGAAGAUGGAUGGAUAUAUAGGCAUGAGUUUGAAAUUGGUGAUGGAAGGAGCUCGAUACGACCUUCAGCAUGCUGUGGUGAGAUGUGGUGACAAGCUGGUGAAGCAGGUCUUCGGUAUACCGAUGGGGAAGUCAACUAGCCCUAUUCUGGCUUCGAUUACCUGCGCGAUGCCUGAGCUCCGAUUCAUCCAGGAACUCGGCUCUCAUAGGAGACUGAUUGGGGGAUGGCGGGUGAUAGACGAUAUCACUAUCAUAGCUGGGAUUCCGGGGAAUACUUACAAUGGGGAUUAUCCUAAUAACCUCUUUGAUGCGUUUGAGGAGGUCUACGAUCGGAACCUAGAGAUCAUUCGUAAGGACGGAUGUGGGUUAACUUGACAGUGCGUAGGAGGAAUGAUGAUGAUCUGCAAUGAACCACUGCAGAUCCA